GGGGCCCAGCUUCCUGAAGGGAGGAUGGGCUAAGGCAGGCACACAGUGCGGGAGAAGAUGCCCUCUUGGGCCCUCUUCAUGGUCACCUCCUGCCUCCUCUUGGUCCCUCCAAACCAGGCACAAGUCACCAACCAAGAUGUCUUCUUGCUGGCCUUGGGCACAGAGCCCCUGAACUGCUUCUCCCAAACAUUUGAGGACCUCACUUGCUUCUGGGAUGAGGAAGAGGCAGCACCCAGUGGGACAUACCAGCUGCUGUAUGCCUACCAAGGAGAGAAGGCCCGUGCGUGUCCCCUGCAUUCCCAGAGGGUGCCCACCUUUGGAACCCGAUACGUGUGCCGGUUUCCAGCCCAGGAUGAAGUACGCCUCUUCUUUCCGCUGCACCUCUGGCUGAAGAAUGUGGUCCUCAACCAAACUUUGACCCAGCGGGAGCUCUUUGUGGACAGUGUAGGCCUGCCAGCUCCCCCCAGUAUCAUCAAGGCCAGGGGUGGGAGCCAACCAGGGGAACUUCAGAUCCACUGGAAGGCCCCUGCUCCUGAAAUCAGUGAUUUCCUGAGGCAUGAACUCCGCUAUGGCCCCGCAGACCCCAGCAACUCCACUGGCCCCUCGGUCAUGCAGCUGCUCUCCACAGAAACCUGCUGCCCCACUUUGUGGAUGCUGAACCCAGUUCCUGCUCAUGACCGACCUCCGUGUGUUCGGCCUACAGUGCCCCAACAGCACGGACCCAUGAGGACCUCCCCAACAGGAGAAGUUCCAUCUCUGACAGUGAAGGGUGGAAGCUGCCUCAUCUCAGGGCUCCAGCCUGGCAAAUCCUACUGGCUCCAACUACGCAGUCAACCAGAUGGGGUCUCCCUUCGUGGCUCCUGGGGUCCCUGGUCCCUUCCUGUGACUGUGGACCUUCCAGGAGAUGCAGUGGCAAUUGGGCUUCAGUGUUUUACCUUGGAUCUAAAGAAGGUGAUCUGCCAGUGGCAGCACCGGGACCACGCUCGCUCCCAGGGCUUCUUCCACCACAGCAGGACACGGUGCUGCCCCACGGCCAGAGAUCCCACCUGGGAGAAAUGUGAAGCAGAAGAAGAGAAAACAGAGCCAGGAUCACAGUCUGCUCUAUUCUCCCGCUGCCACUUCAAGCCACAAAAUGACAGUGUUAUUCACAUCCUUGUAGAGGUGACCACAGCCCAAGGUGACAUUCACAGCUACCUGGGCUCACCUUUCUGGAUCCACCAGGCUGUGCUCCUCCCCACCCCGAGCCUGCACUGGAGAGAGGUCGCCAGCGGGAGGCUGGAGUUGGAGUGGCAGCACCAGUCAUCCUGGGCAGCUCAAGAGACCUGCUACCAGCUCCGCUACACGGGAGAAGGCCACGAGGACUGGAAGGUGCUGGAGCCGUCCCUCGGGGCUCGGGGAGGGACCCUGGAGUUGCGUCCCCGAACUCGCUACAGCUUACAGCUGCGCGCCAGGCUCAACGGCCCCACCUACCAAGGCCCCUGGAGCGCCUGGUCUCCCCCAGCUAGGGUGGACACUGGCUCCGAGACCGCUUGGAUCUCCUUGGUGACUGCUCUGCUCCUGGUGCUGUGCCUCAGUGUUCUCCUGGGCCUGGGGCUGCUGAAGUGGCAGUUUCCUGCGCACUACAGAAGACUGAGGCAUGCUGUGUGGCCCUCCCUUCCAGACCUACAUCGGGUCCUAGGCCAGUACCUUAGAGACACUGCAGCCCUAAGUCCUCCUAAGACCACGGUUCCCGACACCUGUGAAGAAGUGGAGCCCAGCCUUCUGGAAAUCCUCCCUAAGUCCUCAGAGAGGACUCCUUUGCCCUUGUGCUCCUCCCAGCCCCAGAUGGACUACCGAGGGCUGCAACCUUGCCUGCGGACCACACCCCUGUCUGUGUGUCCACCCGCGGCUGAGCCGGGAGCCUGCUGCACUACCCACAUUGCCAACCACUCCUACCUACCACUCAGCUAUUGGCAGCAACCCUGACAGCAGUCCCCUUGCUACCACAGACCUAGGGCUCCCACAUACCACCUUAUCCAUCCUUACCACCACCACCAUCCAUUCUGUUUACCCAUCUCCUUGGGCUUUGUAACACUGAUGUCGCCAUCCUGCUGCUGACAAAUUCAGAGCCCUUUCCCCAUAGCCACUAUUAGGCUAAUCUCCACUAGGCUCCUCUGACUUCUCUUGAGACAGGGGUUUAGUACAUACCCUGAUGGCCUAUAAGUAGCUAUAUAGAAAAGGCUGGCCCCGAACUCACAGAGACUUGCCUGCUGGCACUGAAGUUUCCAUGCCCUGUAAUUCCUCUUGGAUGGGAAAGUCUCUACUCCCCCACCUCCCUUUAGAGUGAGUUCCCCUACCACCAUGCUGCUAAUGAAACUGUGCAGGCCAAGUCCACUUCAAGCCUUUUAAUGAUGCGAUCCAAGAGGGUCUUGUUAAUCAUUUAUUUAUUUGCUCUCUCGGCAUUUCCCUCCACCAUGGCUCUGCACCUGCCUCUCUGAGCAUACCAGCACUAGAACCAACUCUGGAGCUAGAGCCAGGUUCCAAGCCUGUCUUUCACACCUGCUAGCUGUACAAACUUGGGCAAAGAGCAGAAAGCCCUUCAGCCUUUCCCUGUCAUCUACAGAGCGUGGACAAUAGCAGAACUCCACAGAGCUGCAGAAACAACUGAGGACACAUUGGCAAAGAUAUAUUAAACACUCAACAUACUUCGACUAGAGCCCUAAUGAUUUCUUCUCUAUCUUUAUUAUAUUAUGACCAUUGGAAGUUCCGGUCACCAGCCCAGAUUUCUACUAUAGUGCCCAUGAUGCUCUAUGUGACUUUUUACAUGUGUGUUUCUUGCUACUGGAUAGUGAGCCAUGAGGGCAAGGAUUUGUCCUUUCCCCCAGCACCUUGAAUACUAUUUGGGGCAUGAUAGGUAAUAGACCUUCAAUAAAUAUUGUCUAAAUUAAUGAAA
Molecule: messenger RNA, 2932 nt
Organism: Myodes glareolus (Bank vole)
Lineage: Eukaryota; Metazoa; Chordata; Mammalia; Rodentia; Cricetidae
Gene: Mpl
Product: MPL proto-oncogene, thrombopoietin receptor
Biological process (GO): cytokine-mediated signaling pathway
Cellular component (GO): membrane; external side of plasma membrane
Molecular function (GO): protein binding; cytokine receptor activity
Source: RefSeq, a predicted model, not a curated record